AAUAAUUCUUAGAUCAUUUACUAUUUGAAUUCUCUGCAACAAGAAGCUAUUUAAUUCGUAUUCACAAUGAAGAUCAUUUUAGGAAUAAUUUUGACUAUUUUUGUGUUUGUUUCAAAUAUUGCAGCUGAAAAACCAGAGGCUUGCUUACAACAACACUCUGUUGAUGGUAAUGGAAGGAUGAAAUGCCGAGGAUUGUUCUAUAGGUGGUCUUACAAUGUCGCAGAAGAUAAAUGCAUUGAAUUUAGCUAUGGUGGCUGCAAAGGAAAUGACAAUCGAUUCAAUUCUAAGGAAGAAUGCGAAGCACUUUGUAUGAAUUGAGUUUGUGAAUAAAAUUAUAAAGGUUUAAAAUAAAUUCAUAUAACUUAGAGCAAACUCUUAAAACAUGUUUCUAGUUCCAAAUAAGAAGUGUAAUUUCAUCCUUACACAAUUCUAUA
Molecule: messenger RNA, 434 nt
Organism: Episyrphus balteatus (marmalade hoverfly)
Lineage: Eukaryota; Metazoa; Arthropoda; Insecta; Diptera; Syrphidae
Product: trypsin inhibitor-like
Exons: 2
Coding region: 67-318 (83 amino acids)
Molecular function (GO): serine-type endopeptidase inhibitor activity
Source: RefSeq, a predicted model, not a curated record